UCCUUGACAGUCGGGGUGUCGCUGGGUAACGUUUCCGGGUUCCUCAUUGCAACUGAAUCCUAUAAAGCAGGCGCCGGUCUUCAAAGUCCACUCAAAAGCUGUGAAACUGAGCUACUGUAAAGAUCCACAAAACCAGAAUUUCGUUUUUCAGCACUCGAGUCGAACAGAGCGUUUCGGUUUUCACUGAGUUCCGAAACACCAUCGCCUUGAGUGGAUUGCUCUGAAGUUGAGUAUAACUUAGUUAACCAAAAAUAAAAUGAAUCAAGAGAUGGCCCAGGAACAUCUGAUCGGCAGCGGGGUGGACGGGUCAAAUCAUGGGGACGAGGGGCGCGUGAGCCCCGCGCCGCUUAGCGAGGCCGCCGCGCCGAUGGGCGCGGGGCUGGAUCUGAUGGAAGAGGCAAAGCACCGCGUGAAAGACCUCAUCCACAGAUUCGAACCUUCGGGCCAUCGGGAACGGGGAGCGGCUCAAGAAGGAGAAGCCUUGAACAAAGACAUCGGAGUGGAAGAAACAAUCUCCUCGAGCACUAUCACGGAGGAGGAAUCCCUUCCUGGCAACAUCAUCACAAAGACUGUACACAAAGUCGAGAGACGGGCCAAGAUCGUCGGCCAUGCCGUGGUAGAAGGGGUGAAACAAGGCGCCCGGGAACUGCAGCAAGGCGCCCGGGAACUUCAGCACGGUGUCGAGAUCUUGAUUGAAAAGUUCCUUCUCCCUGAGAGUUCUCUGGAGCAGCAUCCAGGCAACAACGUCCACGUGCCGCAUCCCGACAAGCUGAUUGGUGGAAUGGUGGGACUCGGCAUACAUAUUCAGAAGGACGCGAAGGGUCACGUGGUCCGUACCGUCAUUCCAGACGGCUUGGCGGCAAAAUCGAAACUCCAGGAAAACGAUGUCAUUGUCAGCGUCAAUGGGAAUGAUGUCACAAGCUGGGAAUUUGAGGAGCUCCAGCAAUUUUUUGGCUCUUUGGAAGAAGUGGACUUCAAAAUUGUCAUCGAACGCCAAGAAGAGGACGAAAGUGGCAACUUUGUUUGCCGUAAAGUAACGAUAUCAAUCAAGAUUUCACUCGAAGGAGAUCAGGUGAUGGUGGAUGUAGAUGUCAAGGUACGCUACAGCCAGUGGUAUUGGAAUGGCGAAUCGGAACCUAGCUACAUCUUCCAGAAUAACAGAGGCCAGAGCACCAAGUACCUGACGUUAAAGAACAAGUGUUUCUGCAUGUCGACAGCGAACGACCUCACACCUUGUCGCUUCAAGUUUUUCUAUUACAUGCCUUUCGAUUUUGGACCAAGGGCUAUCAUCAACUUGAAUAAUGACUCACCGUUGGAUCAUGGGGAGCCCUCAAGAAUUGGUGUAAACAGCGCUGAGUUGAGAGAAAGUCUCUUCAUUCUGAAUGACGACAGAAUCUUUCUCACUGUGAGGCAGGACAACACUAACAGGUUAACGUUCGAGCUUGCAUCUAAAAGAAGGUAUUAUCUCACGGCUGAUUCAAAGGGAAAUUUGACAACGACCUACUUCUCAGACGUCGAAGCCGUGGAUGAAAGCGGUCAGUUUAACAUAGUGCAUACGUCUGAAGUCGACAAGAUGACCCCCUCCGACAGACAGAAUUACAACCCCAAGGUGCAGGGUAGGUUCAAUGGCAAGGGCAAGGGCAAUUCGUGGAAAUGAGUCCCUGAAAAUCAUGAGCUGGGAAAAUGACUGUUCAGCUCCUCGUAAAAUUGCCCC
Molecule: messenger RNA, 1714 nt
Organism: Patiria miniata (bat star)
Lineage: Eukaryota; Metazoa; Echinodermata; Asteroidea; Valvatida; Asterinidae
Exons: 8
Coding region: 257-1657 (466 amino acids)
Molecular function (GO): protein binding
Source: RefSeq, a predicted model, not a curated record